Messenger RNA from Letharia lupina, 957 nucleotides. RefSeq lists its product as uncharacterized. Bases 1 to 957 code for a protein of 318 amino acids. Gene Ontology annotation, molecular function: L-ornithine transmembrane transporter activity. NCBI's taxonomy places the organism in Eukaryota, Fungi, Ascomycota, Lecanoromycetes, Lecanorales, Parmeliaceae. The transcript is spliced from 2 exons. The record is from RefSeq and is a predicted model, not a curated record. Gene Ontology annotation, biological process: mitochondrial L-ornithine transmembrane transport.
AUGACCGACGCGGUGGAAGGAAGGAUAACAUCCUUGACAAAUAGCAAAGAUGACCUCCCCUCGGAGCCUGUUUGCAAAAAUUCAAGCGACCAUGGAACUGAGGCAUUGAAAGACCUCACAUUUGGCUCUAUAGCUGGUGUGAUAGGCAAAACGAUUGAGUACCCUUUUGACACUGUGAAAGUGCGGCUGCAGUCCCAGCCAGACACUCUUCCUCUCCGCUAUCAAGGGCCUCUUGAUUGCUUCCGGCAAUCUCUCCGAAAAGAAGGAAUCACAGGUUUAUACCGCGGUAUCAGCGCUCCUUUGCUCGGCGCAGCGAUAGAGACGAGUAGUCUCUUUUUCAGUUACCGCAUCGCUCAAACCGCGCUCCAAGCUACCAUCAUCUCACCCGAGAAUGGCAAUCCGCUACCGUUGAGUGCAUUGAUAGCCAGCGGAGGAGCCAGCGGUGCCUUUACAAGCCUCUUACUUACACCAAUCGAGUUGGUGAAAUGCCAGAUGCAAGUCCCGCUCUCGCCUUCCAGUGUUCAAGGCCCAGGACCUCUCUCGAUCAUUGCAUCAGUCUUCCGUCACUACGGCAUUCUUGGCUUCUGGCAUGGGCAGCUGGGAACUCUGAUCCGCGAGACUGGGGGUUCAGCAGCUUGGUUCGGAAGCUACGAGGGUGUGAGUGCGCAGUUCAGGGAAUAUAAUGCUCGUUAUACACCAUCGAUGGUGAAAGCAGCAAAGGAAGACACACUGCCGUUGUAUCAACAGAUGCUCGCAGGGGCCACAGCCGGCGUGACCUACAAUUUUGUCUUCUUCCCUGCCGACACGAUUAAGUCGCGGAUGCAGACCGAGGAAGUCAGCGCUGGCGGGCAGGGGCUGCGGUAUCACGGUGGGAAGGGCCGCUCCGAGCUCGGCAUUCAUCUUUGCCGUUUACGAAGGAUUGAGAGGGUGGGGACGAUAGGUGUUCCUGGUGGUUGA